Rana temporaria (common frog) is the source of this 798-nucleotide messenger RNA. It is a transcript of the gene EMC4, whose product is annotated as ER membrane protein complex subunit 4. Gene Ontology annotation, cellular component: EMC complex. Lineage: Eukaryota; Metazoa; Chordata; Amphibia; Anura; Ranidae. Bases 132 to 677 code for a protein of 181 amino acids. Gene Ontology annotation, biological process: protein folding in endoplasmic reticulum. The transcript is spliced from 6 exons. The record is from RefSeq and is a predicted model, not a curated record.
CUAGUGGUGAGGAAUCCUCUGUACACUGAUUGGAAGGUAUAGGAGGUUGUAGUGAGGUCGGGAAGCAGCGUCCUUCCGGAGCAAAGAGCUAUCGAUAAUAUUUGUAGGAGCUGCAGUCGGGGAACUCAGAGAUGGCAUCUGCACCGAAUCUGGUUGCAAACCGCAAAUCUGGCCGCUUUAAGUGGGCUAUUGAGUUUGGGAUUGGAGGAAACAGAGGUCGGAGUGACAGAAGUGCUACACAGGACAGUAUGUAUCCUGUGGGAUAUUCUGACAAACAAGUGGCAGACACCAGUGUGCAGGAGUCUGACCACAUCCUGGUGGAGAAGCGUUGCUGGGACAUCGCUCUAGGACCUCUUAAACAGAUACCUAUGAAUCUAUUCAUUAUGUAUAUGGCUGGUAAUACAAUCUCCAUCUUCCCUAUUAUGAUGGUGUGUAUGAUGGCAUGGAGACCCAUACAAGCGCUGCUUGCUACACCUGCAACCUUCAAGCUCCUGGAGAGCUCUGGUCAGCGGUUUCUACAAGGGCUGGUUUACCUGAUUGGAAACCUUUUGGGUCUAGCAUUGGCUGUUUACAAGUGUCAGUCUAUGGGACUCUUGCCUACGCAUGCUUCUGACUGGUUGGCCUUCAUUGAACCACCUGAGAGAAUGGAAUACGUUGGCGGAGGAAUCGUAUUGUAAAGCUAAAAGAUGCACAGAAGCCUUUUUAUCAUAAAGAAGUUUGUACAUUGUGAAAACUGCUAACUACUAUUAUGACAGCAUAUUUGUUUUGUCCCUUUAAUAAAUUAUUAUUUCUUCGUAA